This is a messenger RNA of Salvelinus namaycush (lake trout), 1959 nucleotides long. Its product is annotated as excitatory amino acid transporter 1-like. Gene Ontology annotation, molecular function: glutamate:sodium symporter activity; L-glutamate transmembrane transporter activity; neutral L-amino acid transmembrane transporter activity. The transcript is spliced from 11 exons. Gene Ontology annotation, biological process: L-glutamate transmembrane transport. The record is from RefSeq and is a predicted model, not a curated record. Gene Ontology annotation, cellular component: plasma membrane. Bases 1 to 1959 code for a protein of 652 amino acids. NCBI's taxonomy places the organism in Eukaryota, Metazoa, Chordata, Actinopteri, Salmoniformes, Salmonidae.
AUGACGGAAACCCGAGAGUCAGCCCCCAAAAAUGUUUUGGGGGGGCAGAUGAUGUGGGCGUCGGUGCUGAGGUGUGAGUCUGAGACCGAGGAGGAAUUCUUGGACCGUUUGAGCGAGGAGUGGUUGGCAGUGGAGAGGGACGAAAGAGUUUGGAGGGGUUGGAGUCUGGAGCAAGACAGUCGCUUUGAGGAGUGUGUGACCCUUCAGGCACCAUGCUUUGCGGUUACACUUUCCCACGAAACCUGCCUCCUGGACCAGGUGCUGGAGCUGAUUGUGAAUGAGAAGCCCCCCAACACUGGCAGCCUUUUCCUGAACGAGGACGCUGACAAGCCCCCCCUCCCCAAUCGAGGCCUCUGGCGGCGGCUACAUAGGGCCAUGCAGAAGAGAGCGGCCAGCACCAAGGACAGGAUGAGCACCAUCACUAAGGAGAGCGUCAAGGGCUUCCUGAGACGCAACCUCUUUGUCCUCCUCACCAUCUCAGCAGUGGCUCUGGGUGUCAUGCUGGGUUUCGCCCUGCGGCCCCACAACCUGACCCUCAGGGAGAUCAAGUACUUUGCCUUCCCUGGAGAGCUGCUGAUGAGGAUGUUGCAGAUGCUGGUUCUGCCUCUCAUCGUCUCCAGCCUGGUCACAGGUAUUUCCUCUCUGGACAGCAAAGCGUCUGGGAAGAUGGGAAUGCGGGCUGUGGGUUAUUACAUGGUGACCACCCUCAUCGCUGUCUUCAUAGGCAUAGUCAUUGUGAUCGUCAUCAAACCAGGGAAAGGCCAUAGGGACAGCCCAGUGGCCUCUAGCGGUACCAUAGAGCCGGUACAAGCAGCUGACGCCUUCCUGGAUCUCAUCAGGAACAUGUUCCCUCCUAAUUUGGUGGAAGCCUGUUUCAAGCAGUACAAAACGGUAUACAAGAAGACCAUCCACACGAAGAACGUGACUGUUGCCCUCAGUCUGACUGACUCCCUCAACGCUACAGAGGCUGCCUUGGCUGUUAACAUGAGCAGAGUGCUGCAGACCAUCCAGGAGACAGUGGUAGAGAUGAUCCCCGUGUCUGGUUCCUCUAACGGGGUGAACGCCCUGGGUCUGGUGGUGUUCUCCAUGUGCUUCGGCCUGGUCAUCGGCAGCAUGAAGCAGCAAGGACAGGCCCUCAGGGACUUUUUCGACUGCCUCAACGAAGCCAUCAUGCGCCUGGUGGCCAUCAUCAUCUGGUAUGCUCCAGUUGGCAUCCUGUUCCUCAUAGCAGCUAAGAUCGUGGAGAUGAAGAAUCUGGCCGAGGUGGGAGGUCAGCUGGGGAUGUACACGGUGUCUGUCAUCGUGGGUCUGCUCAUCCACGGCUUGUUUGUCCUGCCCCUGCUCUACUUCCUGGUCACCAGGAAGAACCCCUACACUUUCAUGGCUGGCCUUCUGCAGGCCCUCAUUACAGCACUGGGAACAUCCUCUAGCUCUGCCACCCUGCCCAUCACCUUCCGCUGUCUGGAGGAGAACAACCGUGUGGACAAGAGAGUGACACGCUUCAUCCUGCCCGUGGGUGCCACCAUCAACAUGGAUGGCACUGCCCUCUACGAAGCCGUGGCAGCCAUCUUCAUCGCCCAAGUCAACGACAUGGAACUCAACUUUGGCCAGAUCCUCACCAUCAGUAUCACAGCAACAGCUGCCAGCAUCGGCGCAGCAGGCAUCCCACAGGCUGGUCUGGUUACCAUGGUAAUCGUAUUGACAUCGGUGGGACUGCCCACAGAGGACAUAACGCUGAUCAUCGCUGUGGAUUGGUUCCUGGAUCGCUUAAGGACCACCACCAACGUGCUGGGGGACUCUAUCGGGGCAGGCAUCGUGGAGCACCUGUCUCGCCAGGAGUUGCAGAGCCAGGAUGUUGAGGUGGGCAACUCAGUGAUUGAAGAGAAUGAGAAGCCCUACCAGCUCAUCUGCCAGAAAAACGACUCAGUGAAGCAUCGCAACAGUGAGACCCCCAUGUAG